Molecule: messenger RNA, 981 nt
Organism: Talaromyces rugulosus
Lineage: Eukaryota; Fungi; Ascomycota; Eurotiomycetes; Eurotiales; Trichocomaceae
Exons: 1
Coding region: 1-981 (326 amino acids)
Molecular function (GO): hydrolase activity
Source: RefSeq, a predicted model, not a curated record
AUGACUACAUCCCCAGCGACCUCUAUUCGUCUACCUCUGUACGAUUCUGAAAUCACAGCUGUUGAAGAUACGCAACACCGGCCAAUACCAUCGAGUCUCUGCGAACUUCGUCGGCUACGCAAAGAAGAGCCUUCUCAAGAUGACAAGAUUUACAACGACCCGCAGAUAGUGAUCGAGGAAAUCAGUGUCGCAGGCGCCCAAGGUCCCCUCCAUGCCAUUCUAUUGACUCGGAAAUCUCGUUUGACAAUUUCAAAGCUUCGGCCUGGAGUUUUAUUUUUUCAUGGUGGGGGACGAGUCAUGGGGAACGUCUACGUUGGCCUUGCUGCAGUGAGCGAACUUGUUAAAGAUCUAGACGCCGUGAUUGUCAGUGUUGCAUACAGACUAUCUCCAGAAGCUUCCGGAACUGAUGCCGUAGAGGACUGCUAUGCCUCCCUUGUCUGGAUGUCCGAAAACUUGAGCACCUUCAACGUAGACCCGGCUCGUUUCAUGAUUGCUGGUGUCUCAGCUGGAGCUGGCCUUGCUGCAGGAACUGUUCUUCUAUCUCGGGACCGAAACGGUCCUAGAGUAUGCGCUCAGAUGCUGGCGUGUCCCAUGCUAGAUGACCGGCUCAUAACCUUGUCGGCUCAACAAUUUGAGAAUGGGCGAGGAUUUUAUACUGCGUGGGGUCGAUAUGCUUGGAAGUGUGUCCUUGGCGAAGACGCCAAAACAGGAAAUGUCAAUCAGUAUGUAGCGCCUGGGCGUGCCGAAGAUCUGUCGCACUUACCACCUGCCUACAUCGAUGCUGGAUCGGGCGAGCCAUUCCGAGACGAAGAUAUUGCGUAUGCCAGGAAGUUAUGGGAGUGCGGAGUCCAAGCUGACUUGCACAUCUGGGGAGGUGGCUGCCAUGGGUUUGACUUGUUCUACCCUACGGAGAUUGGAGCACAAGCUAUCCAGACAAGAGAUGCCUGGAUGAGAAGGACAUUGAGGGAGAAGACAGGAUAA